This is a messenger RNA of Periophthalmus magnuspinnatus, 700 nucleotides long. Its product is annotated as reticulon-3-like. The transcript has 8 exons. Bases 40 to 681 code for a protein of 213 amino acids. The record is from RefSeq and is a predicted model, not a curated record. Gene Ontology annotation, biological process: endoplasmic reticulum tubular network formation; brain development; neuron differentiation. Gene Ontology annotation, cellular component: postsynaptic density; neuron projection. Lineage: Eukaryota; Metazoa; Chordata; Actinopteri; Gobiiformes; Gobiidae.
ACAAGAAUUCAGAGACAGAACCAGGAUUAAACCCGGACUAUGGCAGACUCCAGUAGCAGCAGCCUCCCAGACUCCACAGAGUCCUCAGUCCAGGACUAUGUCAGACCAGCGCUGCGGCUGCUGCAGUGGGAGGAGCCUAAGAAGUCGGCCGUCGCCUUCUUCCUGACGCUGACGGUGCUGGUUUCCAUGGCGACCCUGUCCGUCAUCAGCGUGGUGUCGUAUCUGCUGCUCACCUGUCUGUGCUGCACCAUCACCUUCAGAGUUUACAAAGCCGUGGUCCAGGCUCUUCAGAAGUCGGACGAGGGACAUCCCUUCAGGUCUCUGUUGGAGCGAGACCUGGAACUAACCCAGGACUCGGUCCGACAGUUCUCGGAUCAGACCCGGAUUUACCUGAACCGGAUCCUGGUCCAGACCCGGAGACUCCUGUUAGUCCAGGACCUCGUGGACUCCCUCAAGUUCGCUGGAGCCAUGUGGAUCCUCACGUUUAUCGGAGCCGUGUUCAACGGCCUCACACUGCUCAUCCUCGCGGACGUGGCGGCGUUUACUGGACCUCUGCUGUACCAGAGGAACAAGACUCAGGUGGAUGAGUUUGUGGAGCGCGCUCAGAACAAACUCCAACUGCUUCUGCUCCGGCUGCAGGAUCGUCUGCCUGGAGCCGUCAAGAAACUCAAACCUGAAUAAAAUCAAUAAAAAAUACAAC